UGUCUUUGAAAAGGGGGUAGACUGGCCCUUUAAACGCGCACUCUUUUGGUCUCUGUAUUGUGGCUGGCUGGUAUAAGCGAGAAACUGGCAGCUUGUUGAUUACUGAUCUCAUCACUUUCACAUCGGGGAGCAUUCUCUGUCAAGAAUGAAGGAAUAUUAAAACUACACCUUUGCGCCUCUCUUCCCCCCACUUUCUUCUGAACAGUGAUGAACAGAAAUAAAAGGGCUCGAGAAUCUGUAAGUGGCAUUCAGGAUCAACGAGCUCACGAAAGUAUGCAAUCCGAUUUCUAAAAAAAAAAAAAGAAGCGUUUCGCUUCCGCCUUGAUCUCAGACACUCGAGAAAACGGGAGGACGUGGCAAGGUUUUUAGCGUUUUUCCAGUGUUGUGUCUUUCCUUAUGAAGAUGGCGGCUCCAGUUCUUGCCAGCAGGGCUGGAACUGUCAAUAGUAUCGGCAGCAGCACCAAUUCUACAGCCAGCAGCACUAAUAAUAAUAAUAAAAUCCAUCCGAGCUUGCCCGAGCUGGAUUUCAGGUCCGGAGCGAGGAUUGAGGAGUUGAACAAGCUCAUUCAGGAAUUCAGCAAACACGACCAGCGAGAAUAUGACGACCAGAGAGCCCUGGAGAUACACACUGCAAAGGAUUUCAUAUUCUCUAUGCUUGGGAUGGUGCAGAAGCUGGACCAGAAACUUCCUGUUGCCAAUGAAUACCUCCUGUUAUCCGGCGGUGUGCGCGAAGGGGUCGUGGACAUGGACUUAGAUGAGCUCAACGUCUAUGCCAGGGGCACAGACUACGACAUGGACUUCACCCUGCUUGUCCCAGCCCUCAAGCUGCACGACCGCAACCAGCCUGUCACCCUUGACAUGCGCCACUCUGCCCUCUGCCACUCUUGGCUGAGUCUGCGGCUCUUCGACGAAGGGACCAUCAACAAGUGGAAAGACUGCUGCACCAUCGUGGACCACAUCAAUGGGGCAACCAACUACUUCUUUUCUCCAACCAAAGUUGCAGACUGGUUCUAUGAGUCUAUCAGCGUGGUGCUGGUGGAGAUCCAGAAGAAGCCACAGAGAGGGAUGCCCAAGGUGGAGAAGGUGGAGAAGAAUGGCACCAUCAUCUCCAUCAUUUUGGGGGUGGGCAGCAGCCGGAUGUUGUAUGACAUUGUUCCUGUGGUGUCCUUCAAAGGUUGGCCAGCAGUGGCCCAGAGCUGGCUGAUGGAAAACCAUUUCUGGGAUGGCAAGAUCACAGAGGAGGAGGUCAUCAGUGGCUUCUAUCUGGUGCCUGCUUGUUCCUUCAAAGGUAAGAAGGAGAAUGAGUGGCGGCUGUCGUUUGCCCGGAGCGAAGUACAGCUCAAAAAGUGCAUUUCCAGCAGCCUCAUGCAAGCCUACCAAGCCUGUAAGGCCAUCAUUAUUAAACUUUUAUCUCGACCUAAAGCCAUUAGCCCUUACCACCUGAGAAGCAUGAUGCUUUGGUCAUGUGACAGACUUCCAGCUAGUUACCUCUCCCAGGAAGACUUUUCAGCACAUUUCCUUCUCGGCCUCAUAGAUGACCUCCAGCACUGUCUAGUCAACAAGAUGUGCCCCAACUAUUUCAUCCCGCAGUGCAACAUGCUGGAGCACCUCUCGGACGAAACCGUGAUGUUGCAUGCCCGCAAAUUGUCUUCUGUCCGGUCUGACCCAGCUGAGCACCUGAGAACGGCCAUCGAACACGUCAAGGCGGCCAACCGGUUGACCCUGGACCUGCAGAGACGCGGCAGCUCGUCCAGCAUCCCUUCCCCGCAGUCGGAUGGCGGCGAGAGCCAACCGGAUGAUCGACUGGCAAAGAAACUCCAGCAGCUCGUUACGGAGAACCCGGGAAAGUCCAUCUCGGUGUUCAUUAACCCCGAUGAUGUCACGCGGCCCCAUUUCCGAAUCGAUGACAAAUUCUUCUGAGCCCUUUUGUUGCUUUUCUAUUUUGCGUUCUCGUGAUGUUUGUUCUAGAACGUUGUGAAGUACGGUGUACUGUGUCGGUGUCCCGUUUUUGUUCCUGAACCCGGCAGAGAGUGCUGGUGCUGGGUUUCAGAGACUGAGAGAGCGCGAGAGACUCUGUGCCUGCAGGGGGCAACGUGUGUUGCUCCGGAGCGAUCCGCUGGUAGCGUAAUUCAAGUCCAAUUCGACGACAGUUCAGCCAGAAAAGACUUUUAAGGGGGAACAACAAAUGCAUUGUACAAUAUCCUACAGUGAUUGUUUUUUUGCAAUUUUUGUGAGGAAUGUCUUACUAACUUUUGAGCCAUUUGAAAGUAUGCAUAGCACACGUCAAUGUACAAAGAAAUGGUGUGGUGGGCGAAAUCUCUCCCAUAUUCUGUGGAAUGUUGUACACUUUACAAACACUUUAGCUUACUCUUAGCCCUUUUGAACAUGGAGAGGUUCGCUGGGAAUGAGCUACUUGCUUUAAGGAUUCAAGCAGUUUUUUUCUGCAUGAAGCUUCUCUGAGGCAAGGCGUAGCAAAUCUGGGUAAAAGGUGAGAAAUUUAAAUUACACUCUCAGUAAGCUUUUUCCUCCUCACAUAAUCCUAUCUGUUUCUCUUUCUGUUUGUGUGUAGUGUCUUUGUGUGAAGUGAACACUUAGAGUACAUGCCAAAAACGCAAUUGAAUCUGGCUAAAGGAGCGACGCCUGUCAUAGCUCCAUUUACAAGUGCAAUUAGACCGUUCGGGUUUUUAAAAAAACACACACAUGGCCUAAAUAUAGCUUUUCCUUUAAUCAAAAGAUUGUGGUUGAUUAACUGCUUUGAAUGGCAGCUUGUGUGGAAGUAUCUGCUAUAUUACAUAGAUUUUAAAGUUCUCCUUUUAAAGUUGUAAGAAAUUGUGCUUCAUUUCCAUGAUAAGUAUACAUGAGGAUGCUCAUUCUGUCUGUGCACUGUAGUUCAUUUUUUGCGGGUCUUUAAAACACUUGACAUGAAACCUUAGAUGUAAUUCCCAUGCUAUUUAUUUGCUGCUAUUCAGGUCUAAGAUGAAUAAAGUUAUAUGAUGCUGUUUAAUUAUGCAAAUUCCUUUAAUAAAAAGACAUCACGCAUAUAAAUACAGCUUGGACCAGUGUUUAGCUUACUGUGUAUAUUGUGACCUUUACAUAGAGGACUUAGGACAAGAGAUCUGCACAAGGUGAGAAUUUGCCACAUUGUAGCAGGAAGCUGAUGAGGAACCUAAAUCCUUUCGACUUCAUUCAUCCAGUUCCCAAGAACUAUAAUGAAAGAUGAGUUUUAUAUAUAUAUGUAAAUAAAGUGACACUGUAAUAAAGGGAAUUCAUAUGAGA
This is a messenger RNA of Lepisosteus oculatus (spotted gar), 3276 nucleotides long. Its product is annotated as nucleotidyltransferase MB21D2. NCBI's taxonomy places the organism in Eukaryota, Metazoa, Chordata, Actinopteri, Semionotiformes, Lepisosteidae. The record is from RefSeq and is a predicted model, not a curated record.